Messenger RNA from Acanthosepion pharaonis, 645 nucleotides. The record is from the annotation of a GenBank genome assembly. Lineage: Eukaryota; Metazoa; Mollusca; Cephalopoda; Sepiida; Sepiidae.
AUGUUUACCAACAGCGGCAAAAUGCAGAUCCUGAGGGACUCAAAAGGUAAAUACUUUUUGGACCGCGAUGGCGUCCUCUUUCGUUACAUACUUGACUAUCUUCGCAACCAAAAGUUGAUUCUACCCGAGAAUUUCCACGAGAAGGAACGCCUGAAAACCGAGGCGGAAUAUUUUAAUCUGCCUAAUCUAGUCCGUACCCUGACCACAAUGAAUGUGACUCGGCCGAUCGGACCUACCUCGAAUACAUGCUGUAAUGGUUUCGUAACAGGCAAGCAACCAGGCUAUCUGACCGUUGGCUAUCGGGGAACGUUCGCAUUUGGCCGCGACGGACUGGCUGAUGUGAAAUUCCGUAAGCUAGCUCGAAUAAUUGUAUGUGGGAAGGUAUCUCUCUGUCGAGAGGUAUUCCAAGAUACUUUGAAUGAAAGUCGCGACCCAGACCGUGGAACUGAAGAUCGCUACACGUCUCGAUUUUUUCUCAAACACACAUUCUUGGAGCAGGCUUUUGACAUGCUAAUAGAACAGGGCUUCUUCAUGGCAGGAUCGUGCGGUUCUGGGACAGACAGUGCCGGUGAAAUCAAGCCAGGACUAGAUACGGAAGAGUCAAAAUGGCAGCAUUAUAACGAAUUCAUUUUUGAACGUCGGUGA